UCACGUGUGCAAAGUGGGCAAGUGCUACCUGCCCACAAUUAAAAAUGAGCUCCAAAGAGAGCGAGGAGAAGUCCAAAGGCUCAAAGAAGGAUCCAAAAACUCAACCACAGCGUCAGAAAGGAGGCAAGGAUGGAGGAGGCAGUGCUGAAGGGUCUGGAGCGUCGGCCAAAGAAGCAAAAGAAGCUAAGAAGAAGUUAAAAGCUGAGAGAAGAGCUCAGAAGAAAUUAGAAACUGGGAGUGUGGGCAGUGUUCCUUCAAAAACAAGUCAGACUGGCCCCGUCGGUAAAACCGGUCAAACGGGUUUGACUGGUAAGACAGUAAGUGGAGGUGUUAGUUGUAGCGAGAGUAAGAAAGACAUUGGAGGCAGUUAUAAUAUUGAACAGGUUAAGAGUACGGCUAGAGCUGUUCACUUGUUAAAAGAAAAAAGUAUAUCACAUUCAGAAGAUGGCAGACAGGUUCCAUUGUUCUCUCAUCUUCAUCAGUACGAGAGGAGAAGUGAUUUCACUACAUCACUGAGUCCUAAUCUCAUUCCGCCUUCAGUAGUAAGACUAGCUGUGCUAUAUUCUCAGGGUAUCAUUUGUGGUUCUAAUGCACGCUGUAUUGCAAUGCUGGGAGCAUUCAAAAAGGUCAUAAAAGAGUACACGACGCCACCACAGAAAAUACUUUCAAGAGAUCUCGAGGUUACACUGAAACCGUACAUCAGUUUUCUUAUAUCAAGUCGUCCUCUGUCAGUCAGUAUGGGUAAUGCCAUAAAAUGGCUCAAACUCAAAAUCACUAAAAUACAACCAAACACACCAGAGAAUGAGGCAAAGCAAGAGUUGUGUAAAGAUAUUGAUGAAUAUUUACAGCAUCGUGUGUCGCUAGCCGACGAAGUAAUCUCCGCCUCUUGUUGUAAGAUAAUCAAAGACCACGACGUCAUUCUUGUCUAUGCACAUUCUUCUAUAGUUGUAAAGUCCCUCAUUGAUGCUCACAAUAAAGGAUUGAAGUUCAGAGUCAUUGUGGUGGACUCAAGACCUAAGCUAGAAGGACAACAAACUCUUCGUAGGUUAGUAAAGGAAGGGAUUCCUUGCUCUUACAUAUUCUUUAAUGCUGUAUCAUACAUCAUGAAAGAGGUGUCCAAGGUCUUGCUAGGGGCCCAUUCAUUACUGGCCAAUGGUUAUGUUAUGUCAAGGAUUGGUACUGCCACUAUCUCUCUCGUUGCCAAGUCAUACAAUGUCCCUGUACUCGUUUGCUGUGAGACGUACAAGUUCUCUGAGAGAGUACAGGCUGAUGCCUUUGUCAGUAACGAACUGGGUGAUCCCAAUGAUCUUGUUCCUAUUAAUCGUCGUCAAGGUAACCUUUUGUCCAACUGGAAGGACCUCCCUUCAUUGAAUCUUCUCAAUCUCACGUACGACGUCACCUCUCCCGAUCUGGUUGCCAUGGUAAUAACGGAGGAGGGGAACCUCCCCUGUACCUCUGUGCCCGUCAUUCUCAGACUCUCUCAAAUGAAUAUUACUUAGUAAUAACACUUUAUCGAAUCGCAGAGCAAAUAAUAAUUCUACAAUACAAAUAAUAAUUUUGCAACAGAAAACUCUCACAGAGAGUUGAGUUAAUUUAUGAAACAUAAAAAAUAA
This is a messenger RNA of Amphimedon queenslandica, 1613 nucleotides long. RefSeq names its product translation initiation factor eIF-2B subunit delta-like. The coding region runs from base 45 to 1499 and encodes 484 amino acids. NCBI's taxonomy places the organism in Eukaryota, Metazoa, Porifera, Demospongiae, Haplosclerida, Niphatidae. The transcript has 11 exons. The record is from RefSeq and is a predicted model, not a curated record.